Messenger RNA from Cornus florida, 1768 nucleotides. RefSeq names its product protein RETICULATA-RELATED 3, chloroplastic-like. The transcript has 2 exons. The record is from RefSeq and is a predicted model, not a curated record. Lineage: Eukaryota; Viridiplantae; Streptophyta; Magnoliopsida; Cornales; Cornaceae. The coding region runs from base 216 to 1310 and encodes 364 amino acids.
AAUGCCUCACUUCACUGUUGAGUGUGCGCGAAAGACACAGGAGGACCCAAUUCUAUCCGCAGCACGGCUCCAAAAUUCAAUCACAGAUUCUCAUAGAUUGUUUCAUCAGAUCCAAACCCCUGCAGAUCUGAUCUGUUGCAGGAUUGUUUUGGUUUGAAUCUAUAUAUAUAGGAGUGUGUGUGUAUAUAUAUUUUCUGGGUUUUGUGGCUGGAAAAAUGGCAUCCAUGGCGCAGCUCCAUUACUCCCCUUUAUCUGGGCAUUAUCACUCUCUCACCAGAAAUCACCAUUUUUCCAGUCAAAGAUCUAGUUCUGAAGCCCUAUCUUUCCCAAAUUCUUCAUCGCCUUUCACGCCUCAAUACCCCUCUCUUUGCUCUCCCCAUGGAAAAAUUUCGGAUUUUAACUUGCUGGGAAAAUUCCAAAUUUCAUCUGUUGGUGGCGGUGAUGGGAUAGGACGGGGAAGCGGCGGCACUGGUGGCGGCGGUGGUGGUUGGAGUGCAGAUGGAUCCGAUGAUUCAUCAUCCGGGGGAGGUUUUGGACCCAUAGGGGCUUUUUUGAAUGGAUGGAGAGCAAGGGUUGCAGCGGAUCCACAGUUCCCUUUCAAGGUUCUAAUGGAGGAAAUAGUGGGUGUUAGCGCAUGUGUUCUUGGGGACAUGGCUUCUCGUCCUAAUUUUGGUCUCAAUGAGCUUGAUUUUGUUUUUUCAACUCUGGUUGUAGGGUCCAUCUUGAAUUUUGUUCUUAUGUAUCUAUUGGCACCCACCAUGUCUUCUUCCACCCCGAGACUCCCUUCCAUUUUCGCCAAUUGCCCCACAAGCCACAUGUUUGAACCGGGACCCUAUGGUUUACUGAAUCGGGUUGGGACUUUCGUGUAUAAAGGAACUCUGUUUGCUGCUGUUGGAUUUGCAGCUGGACUUGCUGGAACAGCUCUUUCAAAUGGGCUGAUUAUGAUGAGAAAGAAAAUGGAUCCGAAUUUUGAGACACCGAACAAGCCGCCUCCCACUAUUUUGAAUGCUACUACUUGGGCAAUGCACAUGGGUCUGAGCAGUAACUUGAGAUACCAAACGUUGAAUGGAAUCGAGUUUUUGCUUGCCAAGGGGCUUCCACCUGUAGUAUUUAAAACCUCAGUCGUCAUAUUGAGAAUGUUGAAUAAUGUUCUUGGAGGGAUGUCAUUUGUAAUCUUGGCAAGGUUAACAGGAGCUCAGAGCGUUGACGGUGGGAAAGCAGUUAUAGCUGAAGAAGGAUUAGCUGCAGAGAAGGAGAAGUUAGUAAACGAGAAUGAGGAUUCGCAGAGCAAUCUUUCUUCUUCGAAGUGAUUUGGUUCAUCUCAUUGGCUGUCUUUAAAUUUGUGUUUUUCUUUUCUCUUUUUUCUCUGAAUAAAUCGGACUUGGUGGUUAUUGUAUGCAAAAUGAUGACCUAACUUCAUGGCGUCCUAGUUGGUAAAUCCAGCAGGCAUGGACCUGCUGAUUUGUAAAGUGAUAUGCUACUGCUGAGGAGUCUGAGUCGUUAAUAAUUUUCCGGUUCUGUCCACAAUUAGCAGUGUGGUGGCUUCUAAUUAAAUUUGUAUGUCAACACACAUAAACUGGGCUGUUAAUUGAGAUUUGGUGAUUAACAGCCUUAAUCAUUGACGAGCAGACACUUAAAGAAGGUAGGGUGUCAUUUGGGUGAUUGGCUGGCUCCCCAUUGUUCACAUUGUCUGCUAGUUGUGAUGGUUAUGAGUUGAAUUUGCAAAUUUUAUUACAAGCAGUUAAUUUUGAAUCUUUUUUAUUCUCAA